Capsaspora owczarzaki ATCC 30864 is the source of this 4237-nucleotide messenger RNA. RefSeq names its product DIS3-like exonuclease 2. Gene Ontology annotation, cellular component: P-body; exosome (RNase complex). The transcript has 2 exons. The record is from RefSeq and is a predicted model, not a curated record. NCBI's taxonomy places the organism in Eukaryota, Filasterea, Ministeriida, Capsasporidae. Bases 148 to 4200 code for a protein of 1350 amino acids. Gene Ontology annotation, biological process: miRNA catabolic process. Gene Ontology annotation, molecular function: 3'-5'-RNA exonuclease activity; RNA binding.
GCAACACAAAAACACAAACUCAGUCAAUCUUUCGUUUUUUUUUUUAUUCGUUGAUUUUUGUUUCGUUGAUCGUUCCUUCGUUCCUUCGUUACAGACAUACACACUCAAACCAUCCAUUCGAACAAUUCACACACACAGACACAAGGCAUGGCGGACGAGGCACCAGCAGCAAGUCACAACCAGGCGUCAUCCGCGCCCACCAUCCCCACUCGCAGCGCACCUCCAGUGCCAAGCACCAGUGUUGACGAUCGCAUUUACGAAGAGUUCCUCAACCUGAUGAAUAGCUCGGAGUUUGAUCAACUUGUGGAGCAGGUCCAGUACGUUCCCCGAGGUCGCGGCGGUCGCGGCGGUCGUGGCGGCGGUCGUGGCGGCGGUCGUGGCGGUGCUCCCGGCGGCCUUGGCCGUGGUGGCGCUGGUCGUGGCGGUGGCGCUGGUCGUGGUGGUGGCCUUGGUCGCGGCGGAUUUGCACUGGGCGGGUUGCUCGGAGUGCCGCCUGCAAGCGAUUCCACCAUUACGCAACCCGAGCCAGCAGCAGCAACAGGCCCAUCGACCCAUCACGACGACGGCGGUCGACGAGGUCAUCGUCAUGGCCACCACCAUCACCAUCAUCAUCAUGAUGAUCAUCAUGGUGGCGGCGAGGCUGCUGCAGCCACUGCACAGACGCAACCUCCAGCGCCGACUGUGCGACGAACCAAGCCGGCAGCCAGCAGCAGCAAGGAAGAUUACCGCGCAGUGCCCCCUCCAGAGGGCUUGUACUCGACGGCGCCGCAGCGUGGACGUCGCCAUCACCAAGCACAAGCUCAAGGACAGGCUCAAGGACAGGCUCAAGAAGCCCAAACCCAAUCGGCUGAACCCGGUGCUGCAUCGGCGUCGUCCUCUGCGGCCGCCGACACUGCAGACUCGACGCAAAAGGACAAGAGCAAAGGCCACGGCAAAGGCAAGCGCAGCAAGAACGAUCGGGACGAAUCGAGCACCUCGUCAACCGACGCAAUGCCCUCAGUUACCGUUCGCUCGACCAAGACGAAAGCCGCCUCAUCUGCGCCGCCCUCUCAGCCACCCACCCCAGUCAACCCAGCCAACACCAACAACAACAGCAACGACGAUGACGGCAAAAACCAGAGCAAGCGGGGUCGCCAUGGAGGCGAGCCCGUCUCCUACUCGAAAUACCUGCCCAAGCUCGAGGUGGAUGCCGGCCUUGCGGAUGGAACCCUCCUUCAGGGCCUCAUUCGCAUCAAUCCCAAAGCGCAUUCGAUGGCCUACGUGACAUGCGACAAGCUCGACCGCGAUGUCUGCUUGGAAGGCUUGGAGAAGCGCAACCGAGCUCUUGACGGCGACUCUGUUGUGCUGCGCUUGGACGACAAGGCUCUUUGGCGCAUCAUGCAGCGUGACUGGGAUGCCGAUCAAUUGGCCAAGGGGGAUGGCAAGGUCGACUCGGUGUCCGCCAAGCUCGGCUCGUUGUCGCUCAACGACCGUGAGCAGCAUCACGACGACGACAACGACAUGGACGACGAGGACGACGAGGACGACGAGCAUGACCUGUCCUCGGAUCCUUCCACGGCGUCCUCAGCCUCAGUCCUGUCCACUGCGUCUUCAGUGUCCUUCUCGUCCUCCAAGGAGCCGACUGCAACGACCAAGGUGAAUCGCCAUCAACAGGGCAGGCGCACCAAGAUGCGUAGCACGAUUCAGACACUUGGCGAGUACCGUCGUUCUGCUGGAAACGCCAAAUCUGUCCCAGACAAGUUCCUUCAACCGACUGGUAACGUGGUCUUCAUUCUUGAAAACAACCGACGCGAAACGCCCGUGGUGGGCCAGCUGUCUUCCUUCAAGAGCAAGCCGCCGACAAAGCAAGACAUUAUUCGUCAUGGAGGUCGUUCCGCGGCUGCCAAGGCUUCCCAGUCGUCAACAGAGUCCCGUGCGCUUUUCACCCCGAUUGACCCACGCAUUCCUUCCAUGCGCGUCCCUCUGGCAGAUUGCCCAGAGGACCUGACGAGCGUUCCGCAAAAGUACAAGGACAUGUUGUUCUCCGCCAAGCUCACUGAUUGGCCCGAAAACUCCUCGUAUGCGUCGGGCAAAGUGCUCGAGCUGCUCGGCCCCGUGGGUCAGAUUGCUUCUGAAACGCGGGCCAUUCGUUUGGAGCACCACUUUGAGCAGGAGAGGUUUGAACCGAAAGUGCUUGCUUGCCUGCCAUCGGUCGCACAUCCUCAUGCCACCCCUACGACUGAGCUCCCCAAGAACUCGAAGGCGGCACAGGAUCCCGUCGACCCCGAGAAAACCCUACCUCCAGGCGCCGAUCCCACUGGCUGGGUUGUGCCCGAGGCUGAGCUCCAAACUCGCCGCGACCUGCGCAGCACACGCAUCUUUACGAUUGAUCCUCCGACAGCUCGUGACCUCGAUGACGCACUGCACAUUACUCCACUGGCCGACGACUUGUUCGAGGUUGGCGUGCACAUUGCUGAUGUGAGCUACUUUGUCAAGGAGGGCUCCAGACUCGAUAAAGAGGCAGCCGAGCGCGCCACCACCUGCUAUCUCGUGCAAAUGGUCGUUCCAAUGCUCCCAGGCCUGCUGAGCGAGCACUUGUGCAGUCUCAAUCCUGGCACCGAUCGACUCGCAUUCUCGGUCAUCUGGAAGAUGAACAGCGCUGGUGUGAUUCAAGACCAGUGGAUUGGGCGCACCGUUAUUCGCUCGUGUGUCAAGAUGAACUAUGACAUUGCGCAGGAGAUUCUCGAUUCAGACGUGACCCGUGAGUGGCUGUACGACGAUUUGCCUGACGUCUUCCCGCUUGCUGCCAAUCCUACGAGCGCCGGUGUGCCUGUUUUGCCCACUGCGAUGGACAUUGCGGGCGAUGUGCGCAAUUUGUGGAAGGUCGGUCAGCAGCUUCGUGCAGCUCGUGCUUCACAAGGCGCCCUGCGUCUGGAUCGCGUCAAACUCUCGUUUACGAUCGACCCAAACACCAAAGAGCCGUUAAGCUACGGCGCCUACCCCAUCCGCGAGAGCAACAAGCUUGUGGAGGAAUUUAUGCUCUUGGCCAACAUGUGCACCGCCAGGCGUAUCUUUGACGCCUUCCCCGAGCAAUCGCUCCUGCGCUGCCAUGCGCCUCCGCACACGUCCAAGUUGGCCGAGCUGGCCAAGGAUUUGCGCGAGAGUGGUAUUCCCAUGGACGUCUCCUCCGCCGGAGCCUUGCAGCAGUCCUUGCUGGCCAUCGAACAGACUCAUGGGACGCAUGUUAUGCAGGUCGUGCAAGUGCUGGUCACUCAUCCAAUGCAGCAGGCCAAGUACUUUUGCUCUGGCCAGCAGCACCGGGAAGACUUUUGGCAUUACGCCUUGAAUGUUCCCUUCUACACGCACUUUACCUCGCCCAUCCGUCGCUACCCGGACAUUAUCGUUCAUCGUCUUCUUGACCAAGCCAUUCGUGGACAAGACGCCGCGUCCGUCAUAUCCACCUUACCGCUGGGUAAAAUUGCCAGCCAUUGCAACACCAGAAAGUCCGACGCGCGGAAUGCUCAAGAGCGCAGCUCUGCCGUGUACCUGUGCAGAUUUGUCGCAUCGAAUGGACCCUUCUACCUGGAUGCGAUCGUGCUCGAUGUCAAGGAUCGGUCGUUCCAAAUUGUCAUUCCCGAGUUGGACCUGGAGGAGCGCAUCUUUUGCGAAGAUCUCGAUAUUUCCAAGUUUUCUUGGCGGUCGGACAUUCAUGCGCUGGAUCUCUUUUGGAAUGAGCGCGCUGUUGACAUGGUCACUCGCGCUGGCGGCGACCGAAGUGUGCGCCAAGACGAGUAUGACGACGACUCGUGCUCGUCGGACGAGGAGAGCACGACAAGGAUGGGAGGUCGACGCAUUACUGGCGAGCGACAUGCCGAAGAGCGCUCGCGCACCGACCGUCGUCGCGACCGACAGGCCGCUCGGGCGCAGCGGAAGCAGGAGUUAGCCGCGAGCCGCGAGCCUCUGACUGACGAGGACCGCAUCCUCAAACAGACACAGAGGUCUGCCAAGCAUCAAGAGCGCGUUGCCAGCAAAAUGAAGCUCGCAGUUCAUCUGUUCAAUCACGAAAAGUCCACGCCGAAAUGCAUGCAGCGCGUGGAGCGCUUCGGCAAAGUGCGCGUGUCCGUCGUCGCCCUGGUCCGAAAGGCCCCCGUCAAGCUUCGUCUCGAAGCGAUUGCGCCUCCCCGCGAUCAGUUUGAGUCGUACAACACUUCUCCGCAAUGAGUCAUUGGGUGUUUGAUGUUGACAAAUAGAUUCUGGU